AUGCGCUUCCCCUUGGGCGCAGCCGCCCUUGGCUGCUUCGCCGUUCCCACCCUUGCUGUUCCGAAUUUGACUUACCGCAAUGAGACCGGAACAACACCCAACGUGGCUGUCAAGAAUGGAACGUACUCAGGUAUCUACAGUGCUGAGUAUGACCAAGAUUUCUUUCUAGGCAUGCCCUACGCACAGAAAGCCGCUCGCUUCAUUUUAGCCGAGCCGCUUGCCACUGCAUGGAACGGUACGAAGGAGGCCACAGCCUACCCGCCUCACUGCAUAGGCUACGGUGGCGACGAGAUCGGCUACCCACUCUCGGAAGACUGCCUGUACCUCAAUGUCAUCCGGCCCGCUGGGCUGGACGACACCGCCGACCUCCCGGUGGCCGUCUGGAUCCACGGCGGCGGACUCGUCAUGGGCGGGUCGGCCGACAGGCGCUACAACCUCAGCUUCAUCGUCGACAACGCCGUCCAGCAGGGCACCCCCAUGCUAGGCGUCAGCCUCAACUACCGGCUCUCGGCCUUCGGGUUCCUGAGCGGGAGCGAGGCGAGCGAGGCAGGCGUCACGAACAUCGGGUUCCGCGAUCAGCGGCUGGCUCUGCAGUGGGUUCGGGAGAACAUCGCGGCCUUUGGCGGCGCGCCUGACAAGGUCACUAUUUGGGGCGAGAGCUCGGGGGCUGAGUCGGUCACGGCCCAGGUCGUGGCUUAUAACGGUCGUGAUGACGGCCUGUUCCGCGGCGCAAUCGCCGAGUCGGGCUUCGGCAGCAUCCUGAACAGAUACCCAGGCGGCCUCAACGCCACAACGGCAUUGCAAGAGACAUUCGACAACCUCGUGGCCAACACAUCGUGCGCCUCCACCCUCGGCAUCGGCGACUCCAUCUCCUGCCUCAGCGCGCUCCCCCUCGACGAGCUCCACUACGCCCUCAACGUGACGGCCGUGGGGCCGUGGCCGCCCGUCCUCGACGGCGACUUCCUCGCCGACUACCCCUCGAAGCAGAUAGACAACGGCGCAUUCGUGCAGGUGCCGAUCAUGAUCGGGUGCAACAGCGACGAGGGCACGGCCUUCGGCCCCGACUCGCCGGUGAACACCGACGCCGACUUCGCCGCCGCCGUCCGCAGCACCAUCGACCCCAACGCCACGCUGUCCUCAGGUCUGACCAUCGACGCCAUUGUCGACACCCUCGCGGCGCUCUACCCCGACAUCCAGAGCGUGGGGAUCCCCUCGCUGGAAUCCUGGCCCGAGGUCAUUACCCCCGCCACCGACGGCGUCGCGUCUUUGGGUUUGCAGUACCGCCGCGCGAACGCGCUGUACGGCGACAUGAAGAUGCAGUACCUUCGGCGCGCGAGCAACGUCGCCUGGUCGGCCGCAGGCGUGCCGUCGUGGGCCUACCGCUUCGACGUGACCGUCGGCGGGGUGCCGGCUUCUGUAUCCGCGACGCACUUCCAGGAGGUCGCCUUCGUGUUCCACAACCUGGCCGGCGACGGCUACGCCACGAACCCGUUCGCCGGCAUGCCGGCGUCGUACCGGGCGCUCUCCGAGACCAUGUCGACGGCGUGGGUCAACUUCGUGACAGGGCUGGAUCCGAAUGGCGGCGGCGCGGCGGGUGGUGGGGGGAUGAUAGCGCCGGAGUGGCCGGUUUAUAACACGACGGAUGGUGGAGGUGUCGGGAGGGAGAUUGUUUGGAAGGCGGAUGAGGACGGGGAGGCGAGUUUUGUUGAGAUGGAUGAUUUUAGGGCGGCCGGCAUGGCGUGGCUUGCUGAGCAUUCUUUGGAUGUGUGGGGGGCUUAG
Messenger RNA from Anthostomella pinea, 1779 nucleotides. The record is from the annotation of a GenBank genome assembly. NCBI's taxonomy places the organism in Eukaryota, Fungi, Ascomycota, Sordariomycetes, Xylariales, Xylariaceae.